CUCUUUCGUCCAGCCCGCCUCUUCUUGGCAACGAGGAAGGUGGGGCGGAGGGAACAGCUCGUUUAUCUGCUUUAGGAACGGAAGCGACCGAAGCGGCCGCUGUUUUUCUCCGCCCUGCGGCCCUCUCGCCUUGUUUUUGUCCUGGUUCCCCUCAAAACAGCAGCAGUCCCUUUCCUGGAGAGGGGAGAGAUGGGGGUCGCGCGGCCCUUUGCCGCCUUGGCGCUCUUGGCUUUGGCCUGCUGCGGUAGGCCUGGCACGGAGGAACCGCAGAUUGAAGUGCUUCUACCAACUAAUGUUGAAAUAAAAACAUAUAAUUUCAAGACCUCCUUACAUUGGGAUUACCAAAACAUGUCAUCAGAACCUCUGUUUACAGUACAAAUCCUAUGCUAUGGUAGCACUUAUACAGAAGUAAGUUCUUGUGUAAAUAUAUCACAACAUUACUGUGACCUCUCCCAGAAGAUCAAUAAGAAAUGCCAUCAAUUAUGGGCAAGAGUUAAAGUUCUCGUUGGAUCACAUGAAUCUGAAUAUAAAAAGAGUAACGCAUUUCGCCCUUUCAGGGAUGCCCGAAUUGGACCACCAAAGUUUAACCUCUCUGUUGUGGAUGAUGAAAUUAUAGUUGUUAUUGAGCAUCCUCUCACGCCUUAUCAUGAGAGGUACCCACUUAGUGUGAAGGAAAACCUCACUGAUUUCUCCUAUAAAGUAUUCCUCUGGAAUCAGGCAAGCCCACAAAAGGAUGAUCCAAUUGAACCAGAAGAAUGUGAUAUGUAUGGGUGUGUUGCGUAUCUUCAGGCUCCUUUGGGGUUCACAUACUGUGUUUCAGUUCAAGGAAUAUCAGAAGCCUAUUCGCUGUCUGGUGAAGAAUCAAAAGCAAGCUGUAUUAGUCUGUCUUCCAGAUAUCCAUUAGGUAUAAUAGGAGCUGUCAUAGGAGGAGUUGUUUUUUUUGUUGCUGCUCUUGUGAUUCUUGCAAUAUUGUUGGUACGUGUAUGGGCUAGGCAAAGAAACAUUCCACUGCCCAAAUCUCUGGUUUCUAUAGUAAGAAACAUAAAACCUGUCAACAGCUUUGAGACAAAAACAGAUGGGAAAUAUGCUACUAUAUCAUCUUUAAGCUAUAAACCAGUGUGUGAAGAUGGAAAAUCAAUGGAACCAAUAGAUCACUUAACAGAAGCUGAGACCAGUGACCUUGAGAACUCAGGCAAGAUUGUUAUUGAAUCUCAGACUAUCCAGGAAGCCAGAGCUGAAGAAAGCUGUGAGAGUGAACAAAUCCAUGAAGCUAGUGACACAUACUUUAAAUCUACCAGUGGCCAAGAAGAAAUGUGUAAUAGUCUUCCAAAUGGGGAUGUUCCCAAAGUAGAUGUACAUCAACCCACAGACUUAGAAGCAUGUAGAAAGUUGUCUGGAUAUGACAAACCUCACUGGAUACGAUCUGAAUCACCAGUUGCAUAGAUGCCCACUGAUGAGUUAGAAGUCACAGGGAAAAGUGUAUCAAGCUGAAGGACUGAGAAACAGUUUGCAAAACUGAAGAUGAACAGAAUUACCCUCCACUGUACCAGCAGAUAACAUAGUCCUCUAUCUGCUGGUGGCUAGAGAUCCAAGGACUAUACCAGCAGUGGCCAAGCAUCUCUCUACCAUAUUUUCCUUAAAGAAAUAAAGACUUCUUAUCAACUGCUCAAGAUCUGUGGAUCAAAGGAGCUUGAAAGAAUGAAAGGAAUACACUCCUUUUCUCUUUAUUACAUGUGCAUUGUAGUAGGAAUAACUUGAACUAUAUAAUAGAGGUCAGAAAUUACUCAAUAUUGGUUCAUUUUAGAAAUGCAUUAUGAUCCUGGAGGCAUAGCUAAUUUUCCUGAUUUUGUAUAAUUAACAUUACAACCUACAGAUCCUGGACACAUUGCACUUUUUCACCAAUUUUGUUUUGACAUUAUUGCCCUCAAAUGUUAAACAGAGUGUUACUCCCAACAAACAUUUAUUUCAGUUUUGCGAAUUAAGAUAUAAAAUAGUGGCUCUUCAUUUCUUGUUUUCAUUUAAUAUUUUUCUGGUUGAGUUCUCAAAAUUCUCUGUAGCCACUACACUAAAAUCUUUGAUUUAAAAUUUAAUACAAAGCUAACAUGUUCUCUUUGUUUUUUCAUCCAUUUUACUGAAAAAUGAACUUUGAAAAGUCCAUUGUCAGGACCCAGAAAUGCAACCCAAAUUAGCUAGCAGGCAUAAAGGAGCUGUGAGAAUCAUUGGCAUUAAUUUUAACCUAAUAGGCACAUGAUAUGUAUUUUCUACCUAGGAUGUCUUUUUGUUAAAUCUUCUGUAUAUUCCCUUCCCUCAGUUCUGCCAUUUAAAUAUAUGUGUCAAGCUAGUGUUGGUUAAUUUUUUUUAAUUGACAUUGGUAUGUAUUGGAAGCUAGGUUUCAAAACAGAUUUCUAGCAACUCAAAAGCCAUGGAGUUUUUUUACCUUCUUAGAUGUGCUAUACCGUCACAGAGCAGAUACUGAAGACAGAGUAAAUGUUCUAAAAUGUUGACUUGUGUUUAAAGAUCAUCAGUUUCCACAAUACCUGCUCUCUUAUAACUAGGAAUGGGCACAGACCUGAACCUGAGCCAAACUUUGGGCUUAACUUUGCCAGGUUCAUGAAGCCCGAACACUCACUGAGCUUCUGCUCAGUUCAGAGGUUUAGCUUCCCGUGUGCACUCUCCACUUUCUGGUGGUGCCAGGCACUAUUCCUGGUGCAACUUGCAUCACCCAGAAGUGAUGUGAGCACAUUGGGGUCAGCACCCAGUGCCACCCAGAAAUGACAUGAGCGUGUUGGGGGUGCAAGAUGCUUGAAUCACUUCCAGGGAUCUGAACUGGUUCAGUUUGGGCAGCUUUUGUGCUCAGGGGUUUAGUUCAGGGCCGCCCGGUUAACAAACCACAAACCGAACCAAGUUUUCCUGGCUUACUUACAGCUAUAAAUCUUGGGCAUGAUUCAGCCCAAAUGAAAAUCGUUUUAAGUCUUCCUUAGUUCAAAGGGAAGGGCUAAGAGCUUGUUUGUCCCUCCUAUCUAAAAUCAGUGGGACUCAGAAGUGCUUGUCUUUGGUUGAUCAUGCCUUCAGUUUUCAUAGCCAUAUAUUUUGGGGGAUAUCUUGUAGCUAUAUUGUAUAUUGCUUGUACAUUUUUUACUGAAAUUUUGAUGCUUUCAAGUUUGUGAGAACUUUGUUUAUAAUAAUGUAAAGUUCCCUUUUUUCUGCAUGUGACCUAAUAUAACUGCAUGAAACCAACACUGAUUCUUUGUAGGGGGCAAACAGGUAUAAAAAUCACUGUUGGUCAUGGGAGUGUUUUACAUAUAAAAAUUUGAACAAUUAAAGCAUUAUAAAAUGUGAAUUCAACAAAA
Heteronotia binoei (common prickly gecko) is the source of this 3350-nucleotide messenger RNA. RefSeq names its product interferon gamma receptor 1 (gene IFNGR1). Gene Ontology annotation, molecular function: cytokine binding; cytokine receptor activity. NCBI's taxonomy places the organism in Eukaryota, Metazoa, Chordata, Lepidosauria, Squamata, Gekkonidae. The record is from RefSeq and is a predicted model, not a curated record. Bases 190 to 1443 code for a protein of 417 amino acids. The transcript has 7 exons. Gene Ontology annotation, cellular component: membrane.